Macrosiphum euphorbiae (potato aphid) is the source of this 1884-nucleotide messenger RNA. NCBI's taxonomy places the organism in Eukaryota, Metazoa, Arthropoda, Insecta, Hemiptera, Aphididae. The record is from the annotation of a GenBank genome assembly.
AUGGGUUUACUAAUUCGGCCUAACCAAAUUGUUAUAGCACAUAGGUUAGAUGAUCGACUUCAUGAUGGUAUUGUUGUUUUAGAACCAAAACCUGUCAAAAUAAUUCUGACUCCUUUAAGAUAUAUAUUGAAAAAAAUAUUUGAACAUUCUAACUUUUUCGAUGUGCUAUUGACUUACACUAAGGAACUUGAAUUUUAUAAUGGUAAAUUAAUAUUCAGUUUUGUUCAGUCGGAGAUGUGGAAAGCAAAAUUAAGACUUCACCAAAAUAAAAUUAUUUUUCCUCUGUUCUUGUACUUUGAUGAUUUGGGUAUUAAUAAUCCACUUGGAUCUCAUGCAGGAAAUCAAAAACUUGGUGCUGUUUACAUUUCCUUGGCUUGCUUACCACCUGAACUAGCAUCUUCCUUAAAUCAUAUAUUGCUUGCUUCUUUAUUUAAAACAGAUGACAAAAAACAGUAUGGAAAUAAUAAAAUAUUUAAAGAUUUAAUUUCAGAACUUAAUUAUUUAGAGACAACUGGGAUUGAAAUAACAAUAAAUAAUAAAAUAUACAAAAUAUUUUUUUCAGUUGGUUUAAUUUUGGGUGACAAUCUUGGCUUACAUUCUAUAUUGGGAUUUGUAGAAAGUUUUGUUGCUAAAUAUCCCUGUCGAUUCUGCAAAAGCUCUAGAUCUGAAUGUCAAAAUCAAUUAGUGCAAAAUAAUAAUAGUUUAAGAGAUUCGUUAAAUUAUAACUGUGAUAUUAUCACUAAUAAUGUAUCUCAAACAGGCAUAAAAGAAAAAUGUGUUUGGAAUGAUUUGAAUUAUUUCAGAGCAACAGACAACUAUAGUGUAGAUAUUAUGCACGACAUGCUUGAGGGUGUUUGUAAAUAUGAUAUUGGGUUGAUAUUAAAAUAUAUGAUUUUUGAAUUUAAAUAUUUUACUAUAGAUACAUUAAACAAUAGGAUUGAAACAUUUAAUUAUGGUCCUAUUGAUAUCCGUAACAGGCCUACAUUACUAUCAACAGAAAAUUUAAAACUAGGAGUUAUAAAAAUGUCAGCUGCAGAAUCAUUAUGCUUCACUAGAUAUCUUGGCUUAAUUAUAGGUGAUCUGAUUCCUGAAAAAUCUGAGGUUUGGUCUUUAUAUAUUGUUCUUAAACAAAUAAUUGAUAUUAUAUUUCAUAAAUGGAUCAGACAGCAGGAUACGGUUUUACUUAAAUGUUUAAUUUCUGAACACCAUGAACUUUACUUAAAACUAUUUCGUAUAGGACUAAAACCUAAGCAUCACCACAUGGUACAUUACCCACUUAUAAUGCAAAAAUCAGGACCGUUAAAUAUAUUUUCUUCAAUAAGGUACGAAGCCAAACAUAAAGAGUUGAAAGAUGCUGCUAAUGCUAUUACUUCUCGCAAAAAUAUUGCAUAUACCCUGGCUUUGAAACAGCAGUUGCAAUUGGCAUACAGAUUAUUAUCUUCUGAUAAUAAUUUGUAUACAAUUCCUAUACAAUUUGGACGUGUUUUAACAUUAGAUUCUUUCACAUUAGAUUUAUACAAUAAUAGAAUCAAAUUUUUAAAUAAAAAAUUUAACUUAUGUGUUGAUAAUAUUACAUUUGUGUCCUGGGUGAAUAUCAAAGGUUCAAUUUAUAAUUGUAAAAAUAUGUGUGUCGUUGUUUCUGAAGAUGAGGGUGACACUAUGAUGCCAUCUUUUGGUUUAAUUAAAGACAUUUUUAUAACUGAUGAAAAACAUUCAUUUUCCAUUUGUGAAAUGUAUGAAACUAUAUAUUUUGAUGACCACUUUCAAGCUUUUAAUGUUGUUAAGACAAAUAAUUUAAUAUGUAUUUCUUUGGAGAAAUUGGGUAGUAUAUUUCCUACUCAUGCCGUUCAUAUAUCUGGACUAACAUUCAUACCAACAAAAUAA